Molecule: messenger RNA, 2100 nt
Organism: Cimex lectularius (bed bug)
Lineage: Eukaryota; Metazoa; Arthropoda; Insecta; Hemiptera; Cimicidae
Gene: red
Product: lysM and putative peptidoglycan-binding domain-containing protein 2
Exons: 3
Coding region: 242-922 (226 amino acids)
Source: RefSeq, a predicted model, not a curated record
CAAGUCAGUUUCUCCCCAUGACAGCUGCCCGUUAGGUUAUUCAUCGGUGGGAAUCCUCAGAGCCCAGAGGACUCAUCCUAUCGGUCGAAUUAUCAGUCUCACUUUUCGUUCACGUCUUUCUGUUCGGUCACCGCAUCAGGAAACCGUGAGGCGUCGCGAUUUUUUUUAUGCUGUCGUGAAGGGCCUCCCCCGUCGGGACGGACCCUCGCUCGAACAAAGGGCUCCCACUCGAAAAUGAAAAAUGAACGACAUAAGCAUGGAAGAAAGGAUCGCCAUUAGGGACACCGCCAGGUCUCUCAAGAAGUACGGUUCCACCUCGAGCAACCUAAAGAGGUACGAGACGUACGCAAAGCACCAAGUACGAGAGACAGACACGCUACAGGGACUGGCCCUUAAGUACGGCGUUACAACAGAGCAGAUAAGAAGGGCGAACCGGUUAUGGGCGAACGACAGCCUGUUCCUCCGAAAAUCACUUUUAAUCCCAGUGACCGGUGACAAAGCUGCUUCGCCGAGUGAAGUGGUGCUUCUUGAAGCAGACGAUGUACUACCAAACAAUAACAACAACAACCACCAUCACCAAAUCCCCGAGGAAGAACAUAGUUACAAUGAUUUCCUAGUCAAAAUAGACUGUGCUAUUGCAACGACAAAAAGCCAAGUUAUGGUGGCCCAAGAUAACAGCGAGUUUAUCGAACAUGACUCGAUAUUUUGGAAAAGGAAAGGUGCCGUUUCGCGAUUGAAACAGAAACAAGAGAUGCAACAACAACAGAGUUAUCAGGAAAUAAACAGACAUCCUAAUUCGAUUUAUUCGAAACAGUCCACCAGCAAUGGCACCGAUCUGCCGACUGUGAUGACACAAGGUAGAAAAGUUCGCAACUCCCUCGAACGCUUAGAAAAGGAACAAGACGAGCUGUUUGAAUUGUAGCGAAAUCCCUUGUCUUUAUCUUGAUAUUUUCUAUUUUCAUUAUACACACAUUCACAGGUACAGACACAAAAGAACUUCUUACAAAAACAAAAUGUAAAUAAUUUUAUUUAACCUUAAAAUAUCAAUAGCACAACCCAAUAUAUCACAUAUUUGCUUGCUUGGGCUAUUAUAAUUUUGUGCUAAAUGUGUAAAUAGUUUUGUUUAGUGUAUAUAUUUCUAUUAUUUAUAAAAGAUAUUUUAUUUAUAAAUCAUAGCUGAAAGUUAUACGUUACUAGUUCUUUUUGUUAGCUCGGAUUCUUUUGUUCUGUUAGCUCAUUCAGGUUCAUAUUUGUCUUUGGUAGCUUGUUUAACAAAGAAAAACCUCAUGACAAUAUUAGUGUCUCCUUCGAAGAAUGUACAUAAUGUUUCUAACUGUGAUGAAAAAAUUGUACAGUACCUACAUGAUGCUGAGAAAGAUAUAUGAAGAAAAAUCAGAGGUUGGCUUUAUAAUUUGCCAAGACUAAUCAGGAAAAAGAAAAUAAUUUUUUUUACUCAUCUUAGUAUAUUCUAAUGCAGCCUUUGAUGAAUUCAGAUAGAUGAAAAAAAAAAAAAAAUAGAAAAGAAACCACUUAUUUUUGCACUGAUUAGUCGGAAGGAUUAGAAAAGUUGGAGUUAGACUUGGCCUACCAAGUAUUAUUAUUGACUGAUUUCCUUUUACAUAUCUCAAUAUUUUUUUAAAUUUUUAUUUACCAAAUUUAAUAAUUUCUCAUUGUAUGCGGGUGAACAUCUUUUCAUUUUAAUAAGUGUUUAGUAUAAGAGGAAACCAUAUCAAACCUAGCACAUAGUUGAAACCGUGUUACAUGUUCUAUUGUUGUCCAUUGUGGUACCAAAAUGUUCGCAUGUGUCUUUUACAUUUUUUAUGCAAUUUAAAUAUAUUUUUGACCUAUAUAAAUCCACGAUACAAGCUGGACAAUGUAUAUUUGUGGUGUAGGUAUUUACUAAAUUAAAUAAAGUGAUGUGUACCUUAACGUUGAAAUUUAUUUUGUUCAAAUUAUAUUUGGUUUUGUUUAAUACUGAGAAAUAAUUUAAAUAUUUAAAAACAUUCAAAUUGUUAAGAAAAUUGUAGGAAAAAUAUAGCCAGUUUGCCUAUGGAGGCUUCCUGAGCAAUUUGUUAAAUACAUUUUUUUUUAUAUGCCUAA